Molecule: messenger RNA, 1530 nt
Organism: Caretta caretta (loggerhead turtle)
Lineage: Eukaryota; Metazoa; Chordata; Testudines; Cheloniidae
Gene: PDCD5
Product: programmed cell death 5
Cellular component (GO): nucleus; cytosol
Molecular function (GO): DNA binding
Source: RefSeq, a predicted model, not a curated record
AUGGAUUGGUGGGGUCUCGGACCGGGGCGCAUGCGCACUGUGUAGUAAGCGGCCCCGCCGGUCACCCCGCGCUGUUCCGCCACCCCCAGCCAUGGCGGACGAGGAGCUGGAGGCGCUCCGCAAGCAGCGGCUGACUGAGCUGCAGGCUAAGCAUGGGGACCCUUCUGGUGAUCCAACGCAACAAGAAACCAAACAGAGGGAGGCAGAGAUGAGAAAUAGCAUUUUAGCUCAAGUGCUCGAUCAAGCAGCUCGUGCCAGAUUAAGCAAUUUAGCACUUGUGAAGCCAGAAAAGGCAAAAGCUGUAGAAAAUUACCUUAUACAGAUGGCAAGAUUUGGACAGCUAGGUGGGAAGGUAUCAGAACAAGGGUUGAUAGAAAUACUUGAAAAAGUGAGCCAGCAAACAGAAAAGAAAACAACAGUAAAGUUCAACAGAAGAAAAGUACUGGAUUCUGAUGAAGAGGAUGAUGAUGAUUAAAUGCUACUUGUAAGAUUGCUUCACGGCCUGGAAAAAGGCAAAGAAAACAUAUGGUAUAGGCAAAUUGAAAGUUCUGACAAAACAUUUAUGUGUAUUUGCUUUCUGCAUUCUGUUUUUGAUAAAGGUCAAUAAAUAAACGAACUCAUGUUCUGUAAAACAAAAUUUGAGAAGGGUUUUUAUAGCUUAACUUUUUGUAGUAGUAGAGGCUUGCGUGGUAUGGAUUUUCUCACCACUUUCUUAGCAUGAACUUUCCUUUGUCCCACUCAGCCUGUAAGCUAUGCUAUCAUCACCUGCCACUCCAUAAAUUAUUGCUACCAUAAGAGAGGUCUUGGGAGGGCAGUAAAAGUGUCUUACGUUGCAAACAGCGGUGGGAACUGCAAGAAUGUCAACUCUCUCAAUGUCACAACAGUUGAUAUCCUCUAGUUAUCCAAUACCUCACUGGUUCUCAAACUGGUGGAACCUUUUGUUGGAGUCUGCAGAAUAGAACAGCUGAUGAACCAGUUGGUGAGAAGAGAGGUGGUUCUUUGAGAGGACAUCUUACCAUGUAGUCUGCUGGAUUAAAUUGUACAUAGCAUGUAGUUUGAUUGAACCAGUUCCUUCUGGAAACUGUCAAGUUGUCUCUCACUGGUGAGAUGUCUCUGCAGAAUGAGGUUAAAAAGUUGAGUAGAGUGGAUAUUCAGUUGUGGUUAAAACUUAAUUGGAUAACUAAUGUAAUAAACUGUAUUCAGGUAGUUGGUAACACAUGUUCUUCAUUCUCCCAUUUAUUAAAUGGUUGGAGUUUAUUUUUGUCAAAAAAGGAAAGGCAACUGCUCUAAAUUCCAUGUGACUUGCAUGCAUAAAGUAAAACAGACCCUGUGUUGUCAUCUUAUUUGAAUAUAGUUUGAAAAUUUGUGGUACAAAUACUGUUACAUCUUGUGUGAUAAGAUGGAAGUGAAAAGGGGAGAGAGAUUUCACUACCAGAGAAGAACUGUUUUCUGCUGUCAUUUAAGAGCAACAGUGUACACCAUUCCAGCUGUAAUGGUUUGGAACUGAUUAAAAUUUUGUUUAAAAAAGUA